Dictyostelium discoideum AX4 is the source of this 10299-nucleotide messenger RNA. It is a transcript of the gene dhkG, whose product is annotated as histidine kinase. The record is from RefSeq and is a predicted model, not a curated record. NCBI's taxonomy places the organism in Eukaryota, Evosea, Eumycetozoa, Dictyosteliales, Dictyosteliaceae. Gene Ontology annotation, biological process: phosphorelay signal transduction system; signal transduction. Gene Ontology annotation, cellular component: membrane. The transcript has a single exon. Gene Ontology annotation, molecular function: protein serine/threonine kinase activity; catalytic activity; protein kinase activity. Bases 1 to 10299 code for a protein of 3432 amino acids.
AUGAAUUAUAGUUGGAUUCAUGAAUAUUAUCUUGGGACAUGUAUUCAAGAAGAAAAAGUAUUUUCAAUUUAUUCAGCAUCUACAUCAAAUAAUAGUUUUUCAUUUCCGUCAAUACCAACAACAACAACUCAUUUUUCAAAUUCAGUAUUAAAUCAAACCACAACAACUACAACAACAACAACUACUACAACAACGACAACGAAUACUCCACCACCACCACCACAAUCUCAGUUACAGGCACAAUUACAAUCUCAAUCUCAACAAAACAAUCAGCAUCAUAGACCAUUAUCACCAAAUGGUGGAUUUUUUAGUAUUACAAAUAGUAGUAGUAUUAGCGACCAAGAUCUUAGAUCAAGAUUAAAAUUAUACGAUGACCAACCACAACAACAACAACAACAGCAGGCUAGUAAUAAAUCAAAAUUAUCACAAAAACAAACAUCACAAUUAAAUAUAAGUGGAAAUAAUAGUGGAAAUUCUACGCCACCAUUACCAACUAUAUCAAAUAGUAAUAAUAGUAUUAAUUUUAUCCAUUCUCCACCACCAACACCACCUUUAUUAAAAACACCAAUUUUAUCAAGCCAUAACCAUAAUAAUAAUAAUAAUAAUAAUAAUAAUAAUAAUAAUAAUAAUAAUAAUAAUAAUAAUAAUAAUAAUAAUAAUAAUAAUAAUAAUAAUAAUAAUAAUAAUAAUAAUAAUAAUAAUAAUAAUCAUAAUAUAAAUACGAUUGAUAUUGAUUUAGUUUCACCACCACCACCAUUACUAUUACCAUCAGGAUCAUUAUCACCAUUAUCAUUUAAACAUGGAUAUAAUAGUGGAUUAGGUGGUAAUUUUUGUAGUAAUAGUAUUGCAAAUGGUAUACAUUUGGGAAAGAAACCAAGUGAAUUUCAAUCACACAAUAAUAAUGUACUAUUAAAGAUUUUAAAUUAUAAAUAUCCACCAAUUGAAAUCUCAACAAUAUUUCAAAGGGAAUAUUUCAUACUCUCCUAUUUAAAUGAUUUAGAUGGUACUUUAAAAUUAAUUAAAACUCAAUCAGAAUAUGGCAAUAUAGUUGCACUAAUUUUCGAAGAGAAUGGUUAUAAAUCUUUAACUUCAUAUUAUAACGUUUUAUCAUUACUUAAUGGUGUUGGUGGUUGUGCUUCUUUUACAAAUUAUAAUUUAAAUUAUAAUAUUAAUAAUAGUUUAAAUAAUUUAAAUAAUAAUAAUAAUAAUAAUAAUAAUAGUUAUAAUAAUAAUUAUAAUAAUAAUAAUAAUAAUAAUGGUCAAGUUACAUCACCAAUAUUGAAUAAUACUGAGUUAUCACAAUCAUCAGCAUCAGCAUUUAAGCCAUUUCAAUUGAAUUCAUCAACAAAUUCAACAGGAUCACCAUUGAUUAUAACAUCACAACCUAUGCCAUUUCAAUUAAAUAGUAAUUCAAAUACAACAGCUUCUUCAUCUUCACCAAUUACUCAUUCAAAUUUAAAUACUGCAAUAACAUCAACAACUACAUCAAAUUCAAAUUCAAAUAAUAAUAGUAAUAAUAAUAAUAGUGGUGGUGGUGGUGGUGGUGGUGGUGGUGGUGGUGGUGGUGGUGGAACAAAGAUUAAUAAUAAAAGAAGAGCAUCAUUAACACCAACUAGUACACCAUUAUCAGCAAGUCCAUUAUUAUUUAAUACUAAAAAGUAUGCAGAUAUUGAUAUAAAUACAUUCUUAAGUAUAGCGAUACAAUUAACAACGAUAUUGGAGAGUAUUCAUGGUAAAGGUUGUAUUCAUAGAGAUAUUAGACCAAAUAAUAUAUAUAUAAAUUCAGAAUGUAAAGUUAAAUUGGCAAAUUUUCAAUUUUCAAUAUUUAAAAAAACUUCUUCUUUUUUAAAGAAAUCAAAAUUUCAACAACAACACCAACAAAGUGAAAACAAUAACAAUAAUACACUUGAUUCCGAUAUAACAAUGAUUGAUAAUAUUGAUUUAACAAAUAGUUAUAAUAAUAAUAAUAAUAGUUCAACAAAUAAUAUAUUUUUUAAUUUUAAUAAUGAUUAUGAUGAAGAAUCUAUAAAUGAAUUGUUUAAGAGUUAUCCAGAUUUAUCAAGAUUUAGUACAUCAACCUAUUAUUAUAUAUCACCAGAGGAUACUGGUAGAACUAUUCAUCCAGUAGAUGAGAAAUCUGAUCUUUAUUCAUUGGGUGUAACAUUUUUCGAGUUGUUAACUGGUAGAUUACCAUUUCAAUCAUCUGAUCUAUCAGAAUUAAUUCAUUCACAUUUAGCAAAGAAACCACCAUUAGUCAUAGAUUUAAAUCAAAAUGUUCCAUUAAUUCUAUCGAAUAUAGUUAAUAAAUUAUUACAAAAAUCACCUGAUGAUCGUUAUCAAUCUGCAUAUGGUUUAAAAAAAGAUUUAGAAAUGUUUAAAUUACAAUUAUCAAUAAUAAAUAAUAAUAAUAACAACAACAACAAUAAUAAUAAUAAUAAUAAUAACAAUUUAUCAAAUCAACAAAUUACAGAUUUUAAAUUAGGUGCAUAUGAUGUAUUAAAUAGACCAUAUAUUUCAAAUGAAUUAUAUUCAAGAAAAAAAGAAUUAAAUUCAAUUUUAACAACAAUUAAAAGGGUUUCAAAAGGUGGUAAAGAAUUUAUAAUAGUAUCAGGUUUAUCAGGUGUUGGUAAAACUAGUUUAAUUAAUCAAGCAUGUAAAAAAUCAAAUACAAAAGUCCGAUUCAUUUGUGGUAAAUUCGAUCAAUUUAAUAAAAGUCCAUAUAGUGCUAUCAUUGAAGCCUUAUCGCAAUUGGUUAAUUUAAUUUUAUCGCUAAGUCCAUUGGAAUUGGAAUUCUAUAAAGAUAGAUUAUUAAGAACACUCGGUUCAAAUAUUUCAGUUAUAACUGAAGUCAUACCAAAGUUAUGUUUAAUCGUUGGUACUCAUUAUAAAGUUUUACCAUUACCAUCGUCUGAAUCUCAAAAUAGAUUCGAUUUAGCAUUUAAAGAUUUCCUAAGAGUUUUUGCAGAAGAAGGUAACCCUUUAGUUUUAUUUUUAGAUGAUUUUCAAAGAGCUGAUCCAUCUUCAUAUCGUUUAAUUAAAUUAUUAAUGGAAUCUAAUAAUUCAACUUCAAAUAAUUCAACAUUUUUAAAUUGUAAUGGUAAUAAUAAUAAUAAUAAUAAUAAUUUUAGUAUUAAUAAUAAUAAUAAUAAUAAUAAUGGUUGUAACAAUAACAAUAAUAAUAAUAAUAAUAAUAUUAAUAAUAACAAUAAUAAUAAUAAUAAUAAUAAUAUUAAUAAUAGUGGUGGUAGUUUAAAUUAUUUAUUAGUAAUUGGUGCAUUUAGAGAGAAUGAACCAAAUUUCGAAUUGGAUUUUGGGGAUUUAUCAAAUUUUAUAACAAUGAAAAUAGUUUUAAAAAAUUUAGAUUUAAAAUAUGUAAAUCUUAUGGUAUCAACGACAUUACAUGCAUCACCACAAGAAACAUUAUCAUUAUCACAGGUUGUAUUAUCAAAAACUCAUGGUAAUGCUUUCUUUGUAAUUUUAUUCUUACGUACUUUAUUUGACGAAUCAUUGGUUUAUUUCUCAACUACAACAGAUAAAUGGUGUUGGAAUAUUGAAAAAAUUCAAAAAAGGGAAUUCACUGAUAAUGUCGUAGAAUUUAUGGUUGAAAAUUUAAAACAAUUGGAUAAACAAGCUCAACGUGUUUUACAUUUAGCAUCUUGUAUUGGUAAUAGUUUCGAUUUAGAUAUGUUAGCUUUUGUUGCUGAAUUAUCACCCGAACAAUGUUUAAAAAUUAUGGCUGAAAUAAUUUCAAGAGAUUUAAUUGUAAUUACACAACAACCAACAACAACAACAAAUAAUAAUACUACUAAUAAUACUAAUAAUAAUAAUACAAAUAAUAAUAAUAAUAAUACCAAUGGUAAUAAUAGUGAUAUUAAUCAAACAAAUUUAAUUAGAUAUCAUUUUGUUCACGAUAGAAUUCAACAGGCUGCUUUUAAUUUAGUUUUAUUAAAAGAUGAAAAGAAACAAAUUCAUUUAAAUAUUGGUAGAAUAUUAUAUAAAAAGUAUUAUGUUCAAUCUAAUAACAAUAGUUCCAACAACAACAACAACAAUAAUAAUAAUAAUAAUAUUAAUAUAUUUGAAAUUUUAAAUCAAUAUAAUUUUGGAAUUGAAUUAAUUAAGGAUCAAGAUGAAAGAUUAAAUUUAUCGAAAUUAAAUUUUGAAGCAGGUUGUAAAGCAAAUUCAUCAACAGCAUUUAAUUAUGGUAAUCAAUAUUUUCAAAUUGCAUUGAAUUUAUUAUUUGGUGAAAGUGAACAAGGUGAGGAUGAUGAUUUAGUUUGGAAUGAACAUUAUCAAAUGUUAUUUAAUAUUUAUUUAGAGAAAUCACAAUCUGAAUUUAUGGUUGGUAAUUGUCAAGAAUCAGAUAGACUAUUGGAGAAAGCAUUACAACGAGCUAAAAAGGAUGAACAUAUUGGUGAAGUUACUGCAAGAAGAGUUAAACAGUAUACACUUCAAUUAAGAUUUGAUGAUUGUAUUGAAAUGAGUAUAGAAUUCUUAAAGAGGCAAGGUAUUUUCCUUGAUAUUAAUCUAUCAAUGGAUACAUUAACAAAAGAUUAUCAAAAGUUUAAAAAUCGAUUAAAUGGUCAACCAAUUUCAACGAUAAUGAAUAAAUUGGUUGGUGGUGGUGGUGGUGGUAGUGGUAGUAGUAAUAAUAGUAAUAAUGGUAGCGUAGUAUCUCCAUUAGUAGAUUGCUGCCUAAGAGUUAUGGUUAUUAUGAUGCCAUCAUUAUAUUUAAAUAAUUUAAAUGUUUUAACUUUAUUAUUGAUGAAGUUUGUGGAAUAUACAUUGGAGAAUGGUAUUUCAAGUUGGAGUAGUACAGCAUUCGCUAUGUUUGGUAUGGUGGUUUCAAUUGGUCAUUUUUGUGAUUACUCUGUUGGUUAUCAAUUUGGUCAAUAUGCAAUGAGUUUAAAAGAAAAAUAUUCUGAACAACCAGGUACAAAAGGUAUGGUAACUUUAUUAUAUUCUGGUUAUAUUCAUCAUUUAGGUAACCAUCUUUCAACUAGUAUACCAAUUGUAAAACAAGCUUUCUUGGAAUCAAUUGAAUAUGGUGAUUUCGGUUGUGCAUGUUAUGCCUCUGUAAAUUUAAUACUUCAUAGAAUUUUAUUAGGUUUACCAUUGGAUGAAACUUAUCAAUUAUCAAAACAAUAUUCAAAUUAUAUUGAACAAUAUUAUUUUAAACCAAUGUAUCAAAUUGUAGUUUCACUUCAAAAUUUUAUUUUAGAAUUAACUGGUACUGAUUUAUUACCAGAGCAGCAGCAACCACAACAGCAAACACCAAAUAAUUCAAAUAGUUCAUGUGGUAGUAAUUGUAGUAGUGGGGGUAAUAGUAAUAAUAGUAAUUUAAAUUGUAGUUCAGGUAGUAGUUUUGCAAGUGGUAGUAAUUAUAAUAAUAUUAAUAUUAAUAAUAAUAAUAAUAAUAAUAAUAAUAAUAAUAAUAAUAAUAAUAAUAAUAACUAUAAUGCUGAAUGGGAUAUAGAAGAAUUUGAAAAUGAUUUAUUAUCAACACCAGAUGUUCACUGUCCAAUUGCAUAUCAUUUCAUAUCAAAAUGCCAAACUUGUUAUCUAUUUGGUGAUUUUGAAAGUGCAUGGCAAGCUGUACUUAGGGGUGAAAAUUCAAUUAUAGGUAUAUUUGCUCAUACUCAUUUAUUUUCAGUUUUAUAUUUAUUUAAAUCUUUAAUAAUAAUGAAAAAUUUAGGUAAUCAACAUAAUAAUAAUAAUAAUAAUAAUAGCAAUCACAUUUAUAAAACAUAUGGUAUUGAAAAUGAAAAUAAUAAUGAUAGUAAUAAUAAUAAUUAUAAUUUUAAAAUAUAUAGUCUAGAAGAAGAGAUUAAAAUGGCAAAAGAUUGUAUUGAAAAGUUAGAAUCAUAUUCAGAACAAUCAUAUGAAAAUUUUAGUUCACAAUUAAUGUUAGCAAAAGCAGAAUUUGAAAGAAUUAAUGGUAAUUUCGAACAAGCAAUGGAAUAUUUUUCAGAGGCUAUUUCACUAGCACAACAAUUUAAAUAUCAACAAUAUGAAGCUUUAGCUAAUGAAUUAUCAUCAAGAAUGUAUAUUCAAAUUAAAAAAUUUGCUGUUGCAAAAGCAUAUUUAAUUGAAUCUCAUCAAUGUUAUAAAUCUUGGGGUGCUCUAAGAAAAGCAAAUCAAUUAGAAUUAGAAUUUCCAAAUUUAUUAAAUUUUAAUCGUUUAAAUGUACAAACAAAACGUUCAAAAAGAUUUGAAUAUUCAAAUAAUAAUAAUAAUAAUAAUUCAAAUAAUAAUAAUAAUAAUGCAAAUCAAUCACAAGCAUCAAUAUCAUUAUCAUCAUCAACUUCAUUUAAUUCAAAAAUAAUUGGUAAUUCUUCAAAUUCUUCAAAUAAUAAUUUUAAUAAUAAUAAUAAUAAUAAUAAUAAUAAUAAUAAUUUAAUGGCAAUUUCAAGUUCAAGUAGUAUUUGUAGUAGUGGUUCAGGUAGUUAUGGAAGUAGUAAUGGUAUCAGUGGUACCACACAAUUAAAUAGUAAUUAUAAUAGUAAUUUCUUUGAACCAAGUUUAUCAAUUAGAAGAAGAUCACAAGAUGGUACAGUUUCAACUAAAAAUUUAUCAAGAUAUCCUGUAGAUGCCGUUGAUUUAUGUUCAGUUAUAAAAGUUUCACAUUCAUUAGCUGAAGAGAUUUAUUUCGAUAGAUUAUUAAAAAGAUUAAUGAAAGUUGUUAUUAAAAAUGCUGGUGCAAGUCGUGGAUUUCUAUUAUUAAUUGAAGAUAAAAUCACUAAAGAAUUAUUCAUUAAUCCAACUUCAAAAACAAACAUAACAUUAUUAGGUGAUCUAAGUGUUGCUGCUUCUGCAUUAGUUAAUAAUGAAAAAGUAAUCGUUGAAGUAUUUAUAAAUAAUAAUAUAAAUAAUAAUAAUAUUAAUAUUAAUAGUAGUGGUUAUAAUAAUACAAAUAAAAAUGAUAAUAAUAAUAAUAAUAAUUAUAGUCCAGCAUAUAAUAAUAAUAAUAAUAAUAAUAAUAAUAAUAAUAAUAAUAAUAAUAAUAAUAAUAAUAAUAAUAAUAAUAAUAAUAAUAACAAUAAUAAUAAAAAACAAAUUAAUGAAAUUAUAAAAAAUGAUUCAUUUAAUGAAGAGGAUGGAACAUGGAAUAUGUGUUUAUCAAUGAUAAAUUAUGUAAAGAGAACUUUGACACCAUUAUUGAUAACAAAUGCAAUUCAAGAUAAUACAUUUUCAGAGGAUCCGUAUGUAAAGAAAAGAAAUCCAAAGAGUAUAUUAGUUUUACCAAUUGUUUAUCAAGGUAAUUUAGUUUCGAUUCUAUAUUUAGAGAAUAAUUUCUCAACUGGUAUUUUCUCAAAUGAGAAAUUAGAGAUUUUAAAUUUAAUUUCAUCUCAAAUUGCAAUUUCAUUCUCAAAUGCAAGAUUAUUUAUAAAAGUGAAUCAAUUAGCUAACCAAGCAUUUUUAGCAAAAGAAGAAGCAGAGAAAGCAAAUAAAGCAAAAUCAGAUUUCAUUUCAAAUAUGUCUCAUGAAAUGAGAACACCUUUAAAUCAUAUAAUUGGUAGUAUUGAACUAUUGAAAUCCUAUAAUCAUCUAUUCAAUUCCGAUCAAAAGGAAUUAUUGGAUAUUAGUGCAAAAUCUUCAGAAUCUUUAUUAUUUAUGGUUAAUAAUAUAUUGGAUUUAUCAAAAGUUGAACAAGGUAAAACUAAAUUAAACUUGACAAACUUUAAUUUGGUUUCAUUUUUAGAGGAUUCAAUUUGUGCCAUCUCUCCAAAUGCUCAUUUAAAAGGUGUCUAUAUUGCAUUAUUCAUUAAUCCAUGUUUAUCUAAAAUUCCUGUAAUUGGUGAUAUAAAUAUUCUUAGACAAGUUAUUGUAAACCUUUUAACAAAUGCUAUCAAAUUUACUGAAUCUGGUCAAGUUUAUAUAAAAUUAAAUUUAUCAAUUAAUAAUAAUCCAACAACAACAAAUAAUAAGAAACAAUUAAAUACCGAUAAUGAUGGUGAUGAUGAUGAUGAUGACGAUAAUGAAAAUUUAGAUGAAAAUAAUGAAGAUACUUCAAUUGAUUUAGAUGAUAAUGGUAAAGUAAUUUAUCAAAAGAAUCCAAAAUCUAAUCAAUGUUAUAUUGUUAAUAUUGAGGUUGUUGAUAGUGGUAUUGGUAUAAAGAAUGAAGACUUUGGUAAACUAUUUCAAAGAUUUUCACAAAUAGAAUGUGGUUCAAAUAGAGCUUAUGAUGGCACUGGCUUAGGUUUAAGUAUUGUCAAAGAUUUAGUUUGUAAUUUAAUGAAAGGUGAUAUUGGUGUUAAAAGUAAAGUUGGUGUUGGUUCAACAUUUCAUUUUUGUGUUGAAUUAGGUAAAUCUUUUGAUGAAAGUAUGUCAAAUAAAUAUCAUUUACCAUUAGAGUUAUUAAAUAAUAAUAAUAAUAAUAAUAAUAAUAAUAAUAAUAAUAAUAAUAAUAAUAAUAAUAAUAAUAAUAAUAAUAAUAAUAAUAAUAAUAAUAUCAAUUGUAGUAAUGGUGGUAGUGUUAAUAUUAAUUCAAGUGGUAAUUCAGUAUUUAGUUGUUCGAGUAGUAAUAGUGGAACAAGAGUUACAAUUUUAGAAGAGAAUAAAAUAAUUUGUGAUCAAUUAUCAAUGUUAUGUGUUUCAAAUGGUUUAAAUGAUUUAACGGUUUUAAAUGAUAUAUUCUCAUUAGAGUUAUUAGCGGAUUGUUUAGAUUGUUAUAAACCACCAAUUCAAUCACCAAGAUUCGGUUCAACUUCUUCAUCAUUGGUUUUAUUAUCACCACGUUCAACUUUAAAUUUAUCUCCAAAAAUUAUUUCACCAAGACCAUAUCCAAAUAAUCAAAAUAAUUUUCUUUCUUCAUCACCACAAAUGUUAUCACCAUUACCAAAUUCACCAUUAUCAUCUUCACAACAACAUCAAAAUAAUAAUAAUAUUAAUAAUAAUAACAUUAAUAAUAAUAAUAAUAAUAAUAAUAAUAAUAAUAAUAAUAAUAAUAAUAAUAAUAAUAAUAAUAAUAAUAAUAAUAAUAAUAAUAAUAAUAAUAAUAAUAAUAAUAAUAAUAAUAAUGGUGUAGGUUUAAGUAUAAAUUUAAGUAAUUUAAAUAAUCAUAAUCAUAAUAAUAGUCAUAAUAAUAAUAGUCAACAAAUACAAUAUCAAAAUUCAAAAGAAAUUUUUAUUAUUGGUUUACCAUUUUCAUAUAAUGAGGAUAAAAUUUUAACACUAGUUGAAAAUAUUAAAUCUUUAACAUAUAGUGCAAGUUUUAAUAAGAGAGGUAAUAUUUCAAUUAGUUCAAAUGUAAAUAAAGUUGAAUUUAUAUUGGUAACUCAUAUUCUAUUAAGUGCAAAUUCCAGAGAAAUUUUAAAUAAUUCAAAUAUUUAUAUUGUAAAUCGUCCAAUUAAAAUGAAAACUUUACAUAAAACAUUUUUAAAAAUAUUUGAAAAUAAUAAUAAUAAUAAUAUAAAUAAUAUUAAUAAUAAUAAUAAUAAAAGUAAUUCUCCAAUUCCUGAAGAUUCAAAACAUUCACAAUAUAAAUAUCAAAAACAAUUAUCAGAGAGUAAUAUUUGUUAUACAAAGAAACCAAUUUCACCUUCACCAUCUUCUGCAACUGUCAUAUUGGAACAACAACAAGAUCAUAAUUUACAAUCUCCAACUGCAAUAACUACAAAUUUAAUUUCAGAAGAGUAUGAUCAUUUUGAUAGUAAUAGUACACCACCACCAAAUACAGCAACUACAACUACGACUACAACAACUUUGGCAAAUUCUGCAUUGGCAAAUUCAACAUUGGCAAAUUCAAUAUCAACAACUUCACACUCUUCUACUUCUACUUCUUCUUCCUCCUCCUCUUCAUCUUCUUCUUCCUCUUCAUUGUCAUCUACUACAACAAUUACAACGACUACUACAACAACUUCAAAUUUAGAUAAAAUGUUAAUUGAUAAGAAAAUAACAUCAACUCAAGAAUUAAAGAUAUUAAUUGUUGAAGAUAAUGAAAUGAAUGCAAAUAUUAUGUUUAAAAUGUUGGCGAAAUUAGGUAUUCAAUGUGAACCUCAUCUUGCAUUAAAUGGCUUAGAAGGUGUAAAAAAAGCAAAAAAUGAAGAAUAUGAUUUAAUCAUUAUGGAUAUUCAAAUGCCUGUUAUGUGUGGUUUGACUGCAACAAGUUUAAUAAGAAAACAUGAAGGAACAAAGAAAAGAACUCCAAUCGUUGCUAUCACUGCAAGUGCAAUGAAUGGUGAAAUGUCAAAAGCAUUAGCAGCUGGUUGUGAUGAUUAUUUAUCAAAACCAUUACAAUUAAAGGAUUUACGUUAUGUAAUCAAUAGAUAUGGUCCAAUAACAUUGGAAUAUAAUUCUUAA